Bipolaris maydis ATCC 48331 is the source of this 221-nucleotide messenger RNA. The record is from RefSeq and is a predicted model, not a curated record. NCBI's taxonomy places the organism in Eukaryota, Fungi, Ascomycota, Dothideomycetes, Pleosporales, Pleosporaceae.
AAACAAACAAGAACACAUGCAGAUCAUCAACCAAACCCAGGUCUUCCUUGCUGACAGUACGAAGAUCGAUAUAGUUCUCGAUCGGUGUGACGGACGACACGAGAAUCCAAGGACUUUUGCUGGCAGCUUUGCGGAUCCCGAUAACAUUUGGCAACGAAGGAGCCAAAAAAAGAGGGUCCAAUGCACCCGAGUUGUGCAAGUCGUAACAAUAAAUAUCUUGG